Molecule: messenger RNA, 1404 nt
Organism: Vombatus ursinus (common wombat)
Lineage: Eukaryota; Metazoa; Chordata; Mammalia; Diprotodontia; Vombatidae
Product: sushi, nidogen and EGF-like domain-containing protein 1
Exons: 13
Biological process (GO): establishment or maintenance of epithelial cell apical/basal polarity; heterophilic cell-cell adhesion
Cellular component (GO): protein-containing complex; plasma membrane
Molecular function (GO): calcium ion binding
Source: RefSeq, a predicted model, not a curated record
CUUCUGUGUGUCUGACCCUCCGUCCCUGUCUGAAUGGAGGGAAGUGUAUUGAUGACUGCAUUACUGGGAACCCCUCCUACACCUGCUCCUGCCUUGCAGGCUUCACAGGGAAGAAAUGCCACCUGGAUGUGAAUGAGUGUGCCUCCCGUCCAUGUCAGAAUGGAGGGACCUGUACACACGGUGUAAACAGUUUCCGUUGCCAAUGCCCCCCAGGCUUCAAAGGGCCCACCUGUGGGACAGUGGAAUCCCCAUGUGACACCAAGGACUGUCAGAAUGGUGGAGAAUGCCAGGCUGGAAAUGGGACUGCAGAGUGCAUGUGCCAGUCAGGGUACACAGGAGAAAACUGUGAAAUCGAUAUAAACGAGUGUGACUCUGACCCGUGCAUGAAUGGGGGGAGAUGUGUGGAUCUGGUGGCUAACUACACCUGCCUGUGUUCAGAGCCCUUCCUCGGCCCUCGCUGUGAGUUAGAUCAGUCAUCCUGUGAAGACCGGAGCUGCAGGGACAGGCAGACUUGCAACUACAUCCGCCCAGGGCGCUACAUCUGCACGUGUUCUCCUGGCUACUAUGGGAACAACUGUCAGUAUGGAGGCCCCAGAAUCCCAAGUGCCUGUCUCUCCAAUCCAUGCCAGAAUGAGGGCACCUGCCUGGAAACAGACCAGGGCUACCUCUGCGAGUGCCCAGAUGGAUACACAGGCUCCGACUGUGCAGAAAAGCUCCCAGAAGACUGUGAGUGCCGGAAUGGGGGGAGAUGCCUCGAUGGAAAUUUCACCCUCUGCCACUGCCCCCCAGGAUAUUUUGGAAUCCUUUGUGAAUUUGAAGUCACCGCCACACCGUGCAACGUAAACACCCAAUGUCCUGACGGCGGUUACUGCAUGGAGUAUGGCGGGAGUUACCUCUGCGUGUGCCACACUGACUACAGUACCAACCACUCUCUGCCCUCUCCCUGCGACUCAGAUCCCUGCCUCAACGGGGGCUCCUGCGAUGCUCAUGAUGACUCCUACACCUGCGAGUGCCCACGAGGCUUCCAUGGCAAGCACUGUGAGAAAGUAAGGCCGAGACUGUGCAGCUCUGGGCCCUGCCGGAACGGUGGGACAUGCAAGGAGUCCAACGGGGAGUACCAAUGCAGCUGCCCCUAUCGGUUCACAGGGAAGCACUGUGAGAUAGGAAAGCCAGAUUCUUGUGCCUCUGGCCCUUGUCAGAAUGGAGGGACCUGCUUCCAUUACAUCGGCAAAUACAAGUGCGACUGUCCACCAGGGUACUCAGGGCGGCACUGUGAAAUAGCUCCCUCUCCUUGCUUUAUGAGCCCCUGUGAAAAUGGCGCCACCUGCAACGAUCUUGGCAAAGACUAUACCUGCCGCUGCCGUGCUGGGUACACUGGGAAACGCUGCCAGUCAGAGGUGGACU